CAUGGUGGCUGUUCAGUGAAUAGGUGAUAUUUUCGGCUAGUCUUAAAAAAAUUUGAAGCUUAUUUUGCAAGAGUGUUUGAUACAAAUUGUAAACACCAAACCAAUAAGCUUCCACCAAAUUGAGAAUGACGUCUGAAGAAUCCCAAAUCUCGGAAGAAUUGAAGGGAUGUUACGAGAAUCUUAUUGUAAUCGACAUUGGCGCAAACCUGACCAACAAGAAAUACGGCCGUGAUCUCGAUUCUGUAGUACAAAGGGCAAAAGACGCGGGUGUCCAGAAAAUAAUGGUCACUGGCACAUCGGUCAGGAACAGUAAAGAAGCCCUCAGACUGACUCGGCUCUAUCCUGGCACAAUAUACUCCACAGCAGGUGUCCAUCCGCACGAUGCAAAGUCAAUGGUAGACGAGGAUAUGUGGAUGGAGCUGCGGCAGACGGCGAGCGCGCCCGAGUGCGUCGCGGUGGGAGAGUGCGGACUCAACUACAGCAAGGACUUCUCCGAGCCACACGUGCAGCGGGACACGUUCAAACGACAGGUGGAAAUGGCAUGUGAACUAAGCAAACCUCUAUUCGUACACGAGAAAGACGCACAAGAUGACCUUCUAAAAAUACUUGACGAGUUCGGAAACAGAUUACCAGCAGUUGUCAUCCAUUCGUUCACAGGAACAGUGGAACAAGGGUUGAAAUAUAUCGAGAAAGGGUUCUACCUCGGUAUCACAGGGUACAUCUGCAAGGAUAAAUCUGAUGGGGGCAUCAGGAGGCUGUUAUCAGAGAGUAUACUGCCUCUAGAUAAGUUGCUGGUUGAGACUGAUUCGCCAUUUAUGUACCCGAAUAUGAGGGCUUCGAAACUGCCAUUGCACGUCAAGGAUUCGUUAACGGAGAGGUCUAUGAAUUUCGUGAACCGAUACUGCACGUUCCAACGCAACGAGCCGUGCGCGCUGCCCGCCAUCGUAGAGCUGAUCGCCGGCUUCCUGGGCCGCAGUCCCGAGGACGUGGCGCUCGCCACUGCCUUCAACGCGCUCAAGAUUUUCGGCUUGAGUCAGUGAGCCAAAUAGUCAUGCCAACACUGUCUAAUUUAAACUAGGACAUCAUUAUUGAUUGUCGAUAUUUAAUUGAGCGUUUAUAGAUUGGUCUACAAGUUGGGGCCGGGCAGUAUAUUGUAGAAUUAUGUGUUGAAAUAACCAACCAAAUAAAAAAAACGGUCUAUUUUUGUUCGGUCAUCGAUAUUUUAAACAAGCUUAGUAAAAGGUAUAACAAACCGAAGCCUAGUAAUAGUAUUCGUGUAAGAGAACAACAUUGCUAAAAAAGCAAAGGGGACACUUAAAAAUACUAUGAGUUUGGGGCUAAAAAGUACUUGUAUCCAGAGCCGUAAAACAUAAUAAAUCAGAAUAAAGCACGAUGACCAAUUUAUAAACGUGG
Molecule: messenger RNA, 1413 nt
Organism: Achroia grisella
Lineage: Eukaryota; Metazoa; Arthropoda; Insecta; Lepidoptera; Pyralidae
Product: 3'-5' ssDNA/RNA exonuclease TatD
Exons: 6
Coding region: 126-1040 (304 amino acids)
Cellular component (GO): cytosol
Molecular function (GO): single-stranded DNA 3'-5' DNA exonuclease activity
Source: RefSeq, a predicted model, not a curated record